GUGCCCACCCGGCCCCUCCCGUGAACACACCUAUGAUUGCCUCUACACCACCAAUUCACUCACCAACCUAGACGACCGGUCGAUCACACACACAUACACGCGUGUUACUAUAACAUUAAUAGUGGUCGGUUACUAAUUAUUAUUUCUCGCAAGCGAAGCGAGCAGUCAUGUAAAAUGGGGGUAAGUAUGUUACCUACUGAUGCAUUUUGUAUGUGGCCCCUCUCGUGGACCUGCCAUCUCUAUCUGAAAUUCUGAACCCUUAAAUACACCACUGCUGGCUACUACUAAGAUAUAUGUUUUACUGUUUUAGUAUCUAAAUAAAUAUUACUUACAUAUAUAUGUUACGGUGAAUGAUGUAAACGUGUUAAAUGUCGUCAUUCCCCGGUAAAUGACGUAAUUUACCUAAAAAUUGAUAAAUGUUGUAAAUGUAGACAUUCCCCGGUUAUUGACAUCAAUCCCCAGUUCAAUUGGAGAAUGAUGUUCAAUACAUUUAUGGGAAGAAUUGUAUCAAAUUUUAAAAAUUAGUGUUGACUUUUAAUAAAUAGUUUUGACUUGAAUAAAUAGUGUUGACUUUUAAAAAAUAGUGUUGACUUGAAAAAAAUGAUGGUUAAAAAAUUGUGGUUUGAACUUGAGUGAAACUUUUUUACGCACUCCGCUCUGGUAUCACAAUUCGCUAUCGUAAUGGAACGCAAUACGACCACUUAACCGACGGUAAGGGGUAACUACCCGGAGCCGAUACGGUAUCAUCACAUUUGUGUCGGUGUGAACGAUCAGUGAUAAGUGUAUACUGCCUAGGUAUUACUGGUAUUAGGUACGCGACAAAGCUUCGUUAGUUAAAAAAUAUCACGAUGGAAGUAGUAAAACAAGCGGAAAUCCGACUAGCCAUAACGCCGAUAAGCCAAUGUUAAAACCUUCAAAUCCUGGACUUCAUAUACAAUUUACAAUGCAAAAUCUAAAGCAAAUACCAGUAUCCAGUAGCUGUGAACCAUCAAAAUACGAGUACAAAAAAUCGUCAUAUACGGAAAUGUUUAAAGUAUUACAUUCCUUACGCCAAGAUGAAGUUUUUUGUGAUAUUAAACUAGAAGCAGAUGAUGGCAAAAUUAUAUUUGGCCACAAAGUGGUUUUAGCAUCGGCUAGUCCAUAUUUUCAUGCUAUGUUCACAAAUUUUGCAGAAAGUAAUAAAGAUCUUGUUGCUAUAAAACACUUAAAUUCUACCGCUAUACAACUCUUAGUAGACUAUAUUUAUUCUGGGGAAGUCGUGGUUACCGAAAAAAAUGUACAGAUAUUGUUGCCAGCAGCAAAUCUAUUGCAGUUACAAGAAAUAAAAGAGGCAUGUUGUGAUUUUUUACGAACACAACUGCACCAUACAAAUUGUUUUGGUAUAAAUGCGUUAGCUGAUUUAUAUAGCUGUAUGGAAUUGUUAAAAAGUUCAGAAUUAUAUACUCAACAACACUUUUCAGAAGUGGUUGAAGGAGACGAAUUCCUAUCUUUAUCAUCUGAACAAGUCAUUAAGUUGAUAUCCAGUGAUAAGCUUAUAAUUCCAUCUGAAGAAAAAGUAUUUGAAAGUGUUAUUCGUUGGGUAAAACAUGAAUUAGAUUCCAGAAAAUGUAUUUUGCCCCAAUUAAUGGAACAUGUACGUUUACCAUUAACGUCGAAAAAUUUCAUAGUAGAAAAUGUAGUUAAGGAACCUCUUCUUAAUAAUUGUCCUAAAUGUAAAGAUUACAUAAUCGAGGCAUUACAAUUUCAUUUACUUAAGUCUGCAGAGGAUCUUAUCAGCAUUCCACAAAACAUCCGGACUAAGCCUCGACAUGCUCGUAGUUCACAUAAAGUUAUUUUUGUGGUUGGAGGGCAAGGGGCUAAAGCAAUUGGUAGUACAGAAUGGUACGACCCACAAAUCAACCGAUGGCAGAUUGGACCAGAAAUGAUAACACGACGUUGUAGGGGUGGUGUAGCUGUAUUAAAAGAUAAUUUUGUGUUUGCUGUUGGUGGUGUUUUUAAAACACUCCAUCAGUCUGUUGAUGUACUUGAUUUAACUUCAGAAUCACCUUGUUGGAAACCAACAGCUGACAUGCUAGUUAAAAGGAAAGAAUUAGGAGUUGGAGUAAUAAAGGAUUGUUUAUAUGCCGUUGGCGGGUUUGAUGGUACUAGUUGUUUGAAUAGUACUGAAGUUUUUGACUGCAAAACUCAAAAAUGGUGUAUGGUAUCCAGUAUGUCUACUAGAAGAUCUGGCUUUGGUGUUGGAGUACUGAAUGAUGUUUUAUAUGUGGUAGGAGGUUAUGAUUCAUCAAGACAAAGUUUAAACACGGUUGAAUGUUAUCAUCCAAGUUUUGAUACAUGGACUUCAGUCGCAGAUUUGUGUGUACGUCGCAGUGGUGUGGGUGUUGGAGUUUUAGAUGGUGUACUGUAUGCAGUAGGUGGUUAUGAUGGAUUAGAAGUUCGUAGUAGUGUUGAAGUAUACAGACCUGCAAGUACAAGAGUUUGGACUACUAUUGCGGACAUGAAUUUGUGUCGAAGAAAUGCAGGUGUAGUUGCAUUAGAUGGUUUAUUGUAUGUUGUUGGUGGAAGAGACGGUAUUUCCAAUUUGGAUUCUGUAGAAUUUUACAACCCUAUUACCAAUACCUGGUCCAUGCUAGAAGCUUCAAUGCAUGUAGCGCGAUAUUUUGCUGGAGUAGUUGCAAUCAACAUGUAAAUUAAUUUAUAAAACCAUGUUUAUAUAACCAUUAUAAUAGGUCAUCACCUUUUACAACUGGAAAUCGCAUUACAUGCUUUUUUAUUUUCAUAUAAAUUAUAAUACAUAAUACUGUUGUUCCUAUAGAACAGGCCGAUUUUGAAUUAGAAAGUAAAAUGAUAAACUGAAAGAAAUGCCACAAAAAAUAAGUACCUAGGUAGUUAUAAAGAUAUAUAUUUUUUUUGUUAAUAUUACUUAAU
This is a messenger RNA of Acyrthosiphon pisum (pea aphid), 2928 nucleotides long. RefSeq names its product kelch-like protein 3. Gene Ontology annotation, molecular function: protein binding. Lineage: Eukaryota; Metazoa; Arthropoda; Insecta; Hemiptera; Aphididae. The record is from RefSeq and is a predicted model, not a curated record. Bases 902 to 2689 code for a protein of 595 amino acids. The transcript has 12 exons.